Molecule: messenger RNA, 2024 nt
Organism: Ceratina calcarata
Lineage: Eukaryota; Metazoa; Arthropoda; Insecta; Hymenoptera; Apidae
Product: angio-associated migratory cell protein
Exons: 7
Coding region: 690-1937 (415 amino acids)
Molecular function (GO): protein binding
Source: RefSeq, a predicted model, not a curated record
CGGCUACUGUAUGUAUAGGAUAAUAUAUAAACUUGUUAUUACCCCAACAGAACUCAAUAUUUACAAUAUUACAGAACAGCAAAGUUGAAAUAUUGUGAUCUUGCAGUACAAUAUUUUUGCCACGUUGCUGCAAUAUUGAGUACUGUUGGAAUACGUACCGUAAACCACUACGUGUUUUUAAUAUAGUAGGCGAAGCAGUAAUAAAAGUCAUAAAAUCGAGUUCAAAUAUCAUUAUACGAAUUAUUUUAUAUAUUCUAUCUAAUUGUGUCAUCGUGUUCGUGAUUUGAAAUCUGAAUCUGAAGCUCAGUUCAGAGUAGAUAGUUCACCACGCUUUCCAUCUAGGAAAAUUGUAUGUGGGUCGGAAACGUGGUCGGGAAUCGUUUUGGGUAGCCGUACAGAACGUAUAGAAUAGAGUUCAACGGAAUACAGAUACAGACACGAAAUGAUUCAUUUUAACCGAACGUUGUUGUUGAACGUCGGACGUUGGACGUUUGAAUUUUCACUUUUUCCAAAAAUAAACCUUGCAUUUUAUUAAUCAGACCACGGGAAUAUAACAAAGCUUAAAAGCAAGGCUUUCACGUGACUAUAACGUCUAUCGUCAAAGAUUUAAUUACUUUGAGUGGCUUCCAAUUAAAUACAUUGUUAAAACGUGACCUGUUGCACACUUUAUUAAGUUCUUAAAGUAAACUAUGCAAAAGGAUACAUCACCGUCGUCUUCAGACAUGGCUAAUCACGCUGAAGAUGAUGAUAUGGUAUACAUAGGUGAUGUGGAAGAAGUGAUUGAUAAUUUUGAUGGGGAAGAGAUUAAAGAAGAAAAUGUAAUGGAAAUGGAUACACCAGAAUUAGGAGACUCAGUGUUUGUGUUCACUACUCACAAACUAGGUUCUGUCUUCUGCGGAUCUUUAACUAAAAAUGGAAAACUAGCUACCACUGGAGGGGAAGAAGACAAAGCUUACGUUUGGGAUACGUCGACAGGAGAGAUUGUUUUAGAUUGUGUGGGUCACAAAGACAGUAUCAUUUAUUCGGCAUUUAAUCAUGACGAGUCGUUGGUGGCUACUGGAGACAUGAGUGGUAUGAUACAAGUUUGGAGACUGUCAAAUAAAUCCAAGAUUUGGGAUUACAACAUGGGUGAUGCUACCUGGAUGAUGUGGCAUCCAGGGACAAAUGUUUUAUUAGCGGGAUCUGUUGAUGGAGAAGUAUAUAUGUGGAAAAUACCUGAUGGGGAUUGCAAAAUUCUACAGGGAUACGGUUGUAGGGCAGAGACUGGCGCAAUAUUUCCAGAUGGAAAACGUAUUGCAGUAGGCUACGAGGAUGGAAUUAUUAAAAUAUAUGAUUUAAAGACAAAUACUGUGUUAUCAACCAUAUCUUCUGCAUUGAGCCAUUCUUCCACUAUAACUACCAUUGAUUGUCAUCCAGAUAAUAAUAUAGUACUUUCUGCAGCUGUAGAUGGAAAGACCAUUAUCAGUACAUCAAAAACGGGAAAGAUAAUUUCAGUUCUGCAAAAUCUUAAAAAUGUUGAGCAAAAUAAUGUUAUGGACAACGAUGAAGAGGCAGAAAAUGACGAAGGCAAUUGCGACAGCAAUUGGGUAGAAACAGCGGCGUUCUGUAAAGAUCCUGCAUUUCAAGUUGCUGCGACUGGUACAGUUAACGGAGAGAUUUUUAUCUGGGACAUUGCGAAACAAAUACUCAGACAAAAAAUAGCACAAGAAAGUGGAAUAUCUAAACUCGUAUGGAAAGGAAACACGAGUAUAUUAUUUUCGGCGGGAUUAGAUGGUAUUCUGAGGUGUUUCGAUGGAAAAAAUGGUGAAUGUUUACGUUCAUUCACAGGACACGUGGCAGACAUUCUUGACUUAUCCAUCUCUGAAAAUGGAGAAAAAGCGUUAACAACAUCUGACGACUCUACAGUUAGAAUUUUUGAUAUUUCAUGUGUACCUUAACAAAUUUGCUAACAUAGAGAAAAAUUACAAAAUCUUUGUUACUAUCUAAAAAUAUAUGUACAUUUAUGAGAGUUGUUCAUAUAUUGA